Messenger RNA from Heterobilharzia americana, 1884 nucleotides. Lineage: Eukaryota; Metazoa; Platyhelminthes; Trematoda; Strigeidida; Schistosomatidae. The record is from the annotation of a GenBank genome assembly.
AUGAAUCCUAUUUCUCAACAAAAUGCGUCUGAAAGUGUUCCAAACAAUGAAGCCUGUAAGGAGGACUCAAUCGACGCAACAAGUUACCAUGAAAUGAGGAUAAAUGCAGUUAAGGAACUCAAAAGGUUGCAAAAAAACCCAUAUCCACACAAGUUUCACGUGUCCAUAUCGUUAGGAGAAUUCAUAGAGAAGUAUUCUUCCCUGACUCCUGGUGAACAUCUAGAUGAUGUUUGUGUCACUGUGGCAGGCCGUGUCCAUGCGAAAAGAUCAGCCGGUGCCAAACUAAUAUUUUAUGACAUUCGAUCUGAAGACCACAAGUUGCAGGUUAUGGCAAAUGUUCGGAAUUACAAAUCAGAAACUGAAUUCCAUGAAAUUAAUGAAAUCCUUCACCUGGGAGAUAUCAUUGGAUGUGUUGGUACUCCAGGCAAGUCAAAACUUGGUGAACUAAGUAUACUUCCUCGUGAAAUUAUUCUCCUUUCACCUUGUCUAUAUCAACUUCCGCACAUGCACUAUGGAGUAAAGGAUAAGGAGACCCGUUUUCGUCAACGCUACUUGGAUCUUAUGAUGAAUGAUGAAGUACGACAACGCUUUGUCACGCGUGCUCGAAUAAUCAACUACAUGCGCUCAUUCUUUGACAAUCUUGGAUUUCUUGAGGUUGAAACACCUAUGAUGAAUGCAAUUGCUGGUGGUGCAGCAGCAAAACCAUUCAUUACGCAUCACAAUGAACUAAAUAUGAAUUUGUUUAUGCGUGUUGCUCCAGAAUUGUACCUGAAGAUGCUAGUCAUUGGAGGGCUUAAUCGUGUAUACGAAAUCGGGCGUGUGUUCAGAAAUGAAGGUAUUGACCUGACUCAUAAUCCUGAGUUCACAUCAAUUGAAUUUUAUAUGGCGUAUGCAGAUUAUGAAGAUUUUAUGACUAUUACAGAAGAUUUAUUGUCCGGUUUGAUCAAGCAUCUUUUUGGAUCAUACAUUAUAAAAUAUCAUCCGGAUGGUCCAGAAUCCGAAGCGAUCACUGUUGAUUGCACUCCGCCUUUCAAACGUAUCAAUUUCUAUGAUGAUUUAGCAGCUAAAUUAAACGUGGAAUUACCUCCUCCAGAUACUUUGGAUACCGAAGACUCCCGACAGUUCUUCUUGAAGAUUGCGGCUCAACACGGAGUUGAUUGUUCGGAGCCGAAAACUACGGCACGAUUAUUGGAUAAGUUGGCUGGUGAAUUCUUGGAACCUAUGUGUGUUAAUCCAACAUUCCUAACUUGUCAUCCGUGCAUAAUGAGUCCUUUGUCCAAAUGGCAUAGAAAUCGUCCUGGGCUGACUGAACGCUUUGAACUGUUUAUGUUGAAUAAAGAGAUUUGCAAUGCAUAUACCGAAUUGAAUGAUCCAGUUAUACAACGUGAAAGGUUCAUGGAACAGGCUAAAGAUAAAGCUGCUGGUGAUGCUGAAGCAAUGGUGACGGAUGAACAGUUCCUCACUGCUAUGGGCUACGGUCUUCCACCGACUGCAGGCUGUGGCAUCGGUGUGGAUAGGUUAACUAUGUUUUUGACAAACACAAAUAACAUCAAGGAAGUUAUCCUGUUUCCUGCAAUGAAACCAGAAGCUAAUGCUGCCAUAUCAGCGAAUACUGUGCUCUUAAAAGAUACACCUACCACACCUAAGCCACAAAACACUGAUUCUGUUUCAACCAGUAAUGAGGUACCUUCUCAAUCCUCCAACAAUAUUGAAGGUAUGAUGAACAGUUUGAAUCUCACGAAGAAUAGUGACAGUUCCCCACAAACCCUUUCAGCUGAGGCGAAAGUAAAUUCCCAGACUCCGAUUUCUGUACAUCAGACAACUAGUGAAUGUCCUCCCACUGCAACCAAAACUGGAAAGAAAAAGAAAGGGCGACGCUCUUAA